UAUAAGGACUGACUCAGUUUUAGUAGCUAUUCAAUUCUUAAGUAUUUAAAAAUGCAGCCUGAGCAUUCAACAUACAAUUUGGAUCACGUUUAGCUAUUUUUUAGUAUUACGUUUAAUAAUAAUAAUAAUAAAAGUUAUACGCAUGAAAAUAUAUACGCAAUGAAAGAUAAAUGACGCCUAAGUAAAGGAGAAAUAGUGCCUGAGUAAAAUGGCUAACGUUGCCUGCCUCUUGCUUUUAAAUGCCUGUCAGAGGAGGUUCUCUGAUUGUAAGGAAUAAACACAGCGCAACCGUGGUCGAUCGUUAGAUGCGUCGACAUAAGAAAAUUGAGCGUUUAUCAGCUGUUCACAUCUCUAGGGCAGUUAUAGUCCAAACAGAUUUCGCGCAUUAAUCCACGUUGUAAUUUUGGAGAAAAUACAACCACGUGUCCACCGCCAGCCAAUGGCAGCCAGGAGCCCCGAGAGAAAUAAUUACCUGACUUGAUUGUACUACGAGCACAUCAAAAGUACACAUCUGCACUCCAUAAAAAUCUGAUCCAUGUUAAGGAGACCAGAGGAGUCGUCAUGUCGACCACGGGUCCUAUAAGCAAUUAUUAUGUGGAUUCUUUGAUAAAUCACGACCCCGAGGAGGUUCUCACGACGCGUUUUUCGGCGCAGGAGAUACUUCCAGCCGGCUCGCGUCCAUCGCCCCUUGUAGCCGAGUGCUCGGACUAUCCAUCCUGCAGCUUUGCGCCCAAAACUCCAGUCUUCACCUCUUCCUGGGGUCCGGUGCAUUCCCAGUCAUCAGUGGUGUACCAUCCCUAUGCCCACCAGCCUCGUUUAGGCACCGAACCGAGGUAUGUGCGAUCUUGGCUUGAACCAAUCUCAGGGGCAGUGUCUUUCCCAGGUUACCCGAACAACAGCAGACAUUAUGGGCUGAAAUCGGAUGGUUUUUCAGAGCUUAGACCUGGAGAGUGCAUUGCAACCAACGGACGCGGAUACUCAGACUAUUAUUACAGCCCAUCUGAGGAUCCGAGAGACAUAACGCUGCAGACCGCCUCAUCAGAAGAAUCUGAACCGCUAUUCUCGGAGAAGGUUAAGGAGGAUAAACCUGAAAUAGAUCCGAAUAACCCUGUGGCCAAUUGGAUACACGCGCGCUCCACAAGAAAGAAACGCUGCCCCUACACCAAAUACCAAACUCUAGAACUGGAAAAAGAGUUUUUAUUCAACAUGUACCUUACAAGGGACCGCCGUUAUGAAGUCGCACGUGUGUUAAAUUUAACUGAAAGACAAGUCAAAAUCUGGUUUCAAAAUCGACGUAUGAAAAUGAAGAAAAUGAAUAAAGAAAAGGCCGAAAACAACCAGUAAUAACGAGUAGCCAAUGCAUCCUGGUCGCAGAUGAUCUGGCUAUGGUGAAGUUUCAUCAGCAAUUGGACCGAACUGGAGCUUUCUGGAGCUCUGAAACUCUUACACAAAAAAGCCUUCUGUACCUAGGCUUAAGCUUCUGCAGUCCACCCUAACACUUUAGUUCAAUAUUUAACGCUCUUUACUCUAGUUUGUCAGUCUAAUAUCAAGUAUGUAAAUAACCUGGAUUAGCUUUUUUAAAUUUAUUUUUUUUAGUUGUACAGUUGAAAAAACAGACCAUCGACAAGUUUAAGAGUUUGUGGUAGAUGUUGGUUACAUGUAGUCUAAAAUAUGUAGCCUAUUUUUUAUGUGCUGAUGUAUCUUACAUGCUCUAUAUAUUGUUCAUAUUCAUAUUUUGUAUUUUGUAUGAAAUCUUUAAAAUAAGAAUGUGUAAAAAAAUCGAAUUUUGAAUGUUUAAUGUAAAUGCUAUAUUCACUAUGUGAAAAAGUGUGUAUUAGCAUUAGCCGUCAGAGAGAGCGGUGCUACAGAAUUUUCUCGGUUCCACUAAAGUGUUUUGAAAAAUAA
This is a messenger RNA of Astyanax mexicanus (Mexican tetra), 1905 nucleotides long. RefSeq names its product homeobox protein Hox-C9-like. The record is from RefSeq and is a predicted model, not a curated record. The coding region runs from base 562 to 1344 and encodes 260 amino acids. Gene Ontology annotation, cellular component: nucleus. Gene Ontology annotation, molecular function: RNA polymerase II cis-regulatory region sequence-specific DNA binding; DNA-binding transcription factor activity, RNA polymerase II-specific. NCBI's taxonomy places the organism in Eukaryota, Metazoa, Chordata, Actinopteri, Characiformes, Acestrorhamphidae. Gene Ontology annotation, biological process: anterior/posterior pattern specification; embryonic skeletal system morphogenesis; proximal/distal pattern formation. The transcript has 2 exons.